UUCCUUAUAAACCCUAAUUUUUCUUGGGUUUACAGCCGACGCCUCCAUCAUCUAAAGCUUCUUUCUUCAAUCUCAAGAUGGGCAAGAAAUCAACCUCCAAGGCUGCUCCUGCUCCUGCUGUUGUUGUCCCAGAAAAGACUAUGAAGAAAGGGAACAAGCGAGAGGCUGAAGUUAUUGUGGAGAAGAAAAGCGCAAAAAAGCAGAAAAAAGACUCUGGGUUGGAACAAGUCAUUGAAAAGAAGAAGGCUGAUGCUAAGACCCAGAAGAAGGUGGAAAGCAUUUCAGAGGAAAGUUCCUCUAGUUCUGAUGAAGAGCUGAAGAAACCUGCCCCCAAAACUUUAGCUCCUCCAAAAAAAAUCAAUCCUUCCAAAAAAGGGAAACAGUCAAGUGAUGAGAGUGAUUCUGAAUCUGAAGAUAGCAGCUCAGAUGAAGAGGUCCCUGUUACCAAAAAAGUUCCUUCAGUCCCAGCCAAAAAUGGGGCAGUGAAUGGGAAGAAAGAUGCAUCAAGCUCAGAAGAGGAUAGUUCUGAUGAUGAUGAUACUCCCAUGAAGGAGGUUAGUGCUCCUGCACCUGCUCCUGCAAAAAAAGCUGCGAGUAGUUCAGAGGAAAGCAGCUCUGAUGAGGAUUCAAGUUCAGAUGAUGAGGCCCCUGCUAAGAAGGCCCUUCCCAAGGCAUCUACGCCUGCAAAAAAAGUUGAAAGCAGUUCCGAGGAAAGUAGUUCCGAUGAAGAGGAUGACACCCCUGCCAAGUCAAAGGCUCCCCCUAAGACUUCUGCCCCUGCAAAAAAAGUUGAAAGCAGUUCAGAUGAAAGCAGUUCUGAUGAUGAGGAUGACACCCCUGCCAAGACAAAGGCUCCUCCUAAGACAUCUGUCCCUGUAAAAAAAGUCGAAAGCAGUUCAGAUGAGAGUAGUUCGGAGGAUGAGGAUGUUGCCCCUGCCCGAAAGAAGGCUCCUGCUAAGGCAUCUGUUCCUGCAAAAAAAGUUGAAAGCAGUUCAGAUGAUAGUAGCUCUGAUGAAGAUGAUGCUCCAGCCGUUGCCCCAUCCAAGAAAACAUCAAAUGGAACUGACAUUAAAAUGAAAACUGAUGAUGAAAGUGAAGAAACCAGUGCAGAAGAUAGUGAAGAUGAGGAGCCACAAAAGAAGACCAUUAAGAAGAGUAGCUCUGAAGACUCGUCCUCAGAGGAGUCCAGUGAGGAGGAAGAAGAAGAGCCUGCAAAGACUCCAAAGAAGGCUAAAGAUGCUAAAAUGGUUGGUGCAACUAGUAAGGCUCAAAGUGAAAAGAAAGCUCCUAAGACACCAGCCACCCCCAGAGCACCAGAGCAAGAAUCAAAAACUAUCUUCAUUGGAAAUUUGUCAUGGUCAAUUGACAAUGCUCAUGUUGAAGAUUUCUUUAAAGAUGUUGGAGAGAUAAAAGAAGUUCGUUUUGCUUCCUCCGAGGAUGGGACUUUCAAGGGUUAUGGGCAUGUUGAGUUUACCACUAGUGAGGCUGCCACCAAGGCUCUGGAACUAAAUGGUCAACAACUGUUGGGCCGCGAGGUGAGACUUGACCUAGCAAGAGAGAGAGGUCCUUUUACUCCCAAAAGUGAUUACCACAGUGGGAAACGCGAAAAUUCUUUCCAGAAACAGAGUAGCGGUGAAGGUACAACUAUAUUUGUCACUGGCUUUGACACAAAUGAUGAAGAAGAUCAGAUAAGGAGUGCUCUCGAAGACCAUUUUGGUGGUUGUGGAAAAAUCAUACGCACGAGACUUCCAACCAACCCCGAUGGAUCUGUGAAAGGGCUGGGAUACAUUGAGUUUACUGACAAUGAUGCGAUGACCAAAGCCCUGGAACUCAACUGGUCCUCUUUAGGAGGCAGCACCUUGAAGCGGCGGCAGAUCAGGCAGAGGUGGCCGUGAUGGAAGCGGUGGUAGGUUUGAUCGCGGGGGAAGGAGUGGUGGAAGAAGGGGUGGAAGGACUAGUAGCAUUGCCCCCUCAGGUAAGAGGACAACCUUUGGUGAUGAUUGAGGCUGUCGUCAGGUUUUUUGGGGACCACCGCAAGCUCUUCUUUUAUUUAUUGAAAAAGACAGUGAAGGGCAUUUUGGGGAUUAUUGUUAUUUUGAUAUUAACUGAGAUUAGUUGUGUUUUUUAAUAUUGCCAGAAUUUGUGUUUUUUUUAUAUUUACAUUUUGUCUUAGUGGUGUACUUUCCGAUUUACCUGUCCGUUAUAAAAAACCGAAUUUCCGUUAAAUUUAUUACCUGUUUCAUUCUAUUUGGUUUUCUUCUAUGGAUAAAAUGCUUGAUUUUAU
Messenger RNA from Cuscuta campestris, 2284 nucleotides. The record is from the annotation of a GenBank genome assembly. Lineage: Eukaryota; Viridiplantae; Streptophyta; Magnoliopsida; Solanales; Convolvulaceae.